AUGGACAAUGUCAAAGACUCCACCUGGCAAUUUAAGACGAGUCUUCAAAGUGGUGAGCAUCAAUGGGGGUAUCUUAUCAAAAACACACCCGAAGACAUUCGAUUGGAAACACUUAGAGCACGGAACAUGCUCUUUGAGAUCAACAAAGAAUAUUUCAUCACUGAUUUAUGGGACUCGACACCUUCACAGAUAAAGAUAUUUAAGAAACAACGCCUCAUCAAAUCCCCACCGUUUUGUUUGUCGCAGCAGAAGCAAAAAAGAAUGACCCUCCCUCACUACACUAAAACACCUUUAAGAAAUAAAAACAGAGUUGACACAUCAUCACCAGAGCCUUUGGUAGUGCCUCUCUAUCGUGGUGCUCGAUUCAACUGUUUUGAAGAUAUUAUGGCAGACGACAGGCCUUCAUUGCUGCGGAAUAUGACUGUGUUCUCUGUUCUCAAUACUCCUGUUAAUUCUCUUGUUUUUUGUUAA
Messenger RNA from Entamoeba invadens IP1, 471 nucleotides. RefSeq lists its product as hypothetical. The transcript is spliced from 2 exons. Bases 1 to 471 code for a protein of 156 amino acids. Lineage: Eukaryota; Evosea; Mastigamoebida; Endamoebidae. The record is from RefSeq and is a predicted model, not a curated record.